This is a messenger RNA of Chelonus insularis, 4614 nucleotides long. RefSeq names its product POU domain protein 2-like. The transcript has 10 exons. NCBI's taxonomy places the organism in Eukaryota, Metazoa, Arthropoda, Insecta, Hymenoptera, Braconidae. The record is from RefSeq and is a predicted model, not a curated record. The coding region runs from base 1153 to 3450 and encodes 765 amino acids. Gene Ontology annotation, biological process: regulation of transcription by RNA polymerase II. Gene Ontology annotation, molecular function: RNA polymerase II cis-regulatory region sequence-specific DNA binding; DNA-binding transcription factor activity, RNA polymerase II-specific.
CGGCGGCAGCCUGGACCCUAGUGUAGCUGCACACAUGCACGCGACAGCAUCUAUCCACUGCCGCUGCCGCUUCUUGCAUUGCUUCUCGGGCUUGCUUCCUUCCGAUUGUGAUAAUAACGGAGCGCCCGGAGGCUUUAGUGAGUGACUGCCACUACUUUUGGCCAGUUGCAUCCACACCCUACUAUUCUUCUAAUCUUGUCGACUAGUUAUAUUAUUGGACGAUUCAAUUACUCGGACUUGUAUAGCAGUGGGAUUUUGUGGAGAAACAAUAGCGGGAGAGAUUGAGAAAGGAAGUAGUGUGAUUCGUGAAGUGCUACCGCGCGUGCGAGUAACAUUUUAUUGGUCGGUUGCCUAAGUAUUGAACAGAUUGAUGAUCGUACCAGCAUGUCAUUUUCGUAGUUACUUGAUGAGUGAAAUCGUGACAAGACGUUGACAGGAUUGUCUGUAUGACAGGUGUUAGUCACGCUAUGGAAACCUGUCUCAACUACUGGAACGUUAUCCCUUCAUAACAUUUGUGAUAUAGUGAAUGAUUUUUCAGAAUUAGUGUUCAUGUACAGAGUGACAAUUUGAUAUUCAAUUAUUAGCUUGACAUUGGAUCUCACGUGGUGUUUGUGUUGGUUGACAAUUAAGGAUGUCAGUGCGUGAUUGGUGUGAAGGAUUUUAAGUGUUUCUGUAUUAUUGUACAUCCUGAGGAGGAUUUAUUUAAUAAACCAGAAUAUUUUAUUCAAUUAAUAACAAAUUAAGGGAUUGAUCAAGAUUAUUUAUGCAAAUUAUUGAUUUAAUAACAAUAAAUAAAUAGUUUUGGACCUGACAACAGUGUCUUCGAGAGACGUUUCAGUAUCCAAGAUCACGGUGGCGGGCACCGGGGUCCUCACUUUUUCGGGACUGAUUGUUGAAAAAGGUUUAUCACCAGGUGGACAGUCCAAGACAAAGUCCGCAGGGCUGGCGGGACUUGAUAGUGAGACGGUGCGCCGGUGGGUCGCGGAGGCCACGCGAACCGUCCGCCAGAUACCUCCGCCUGUUUUGGUACCAUCUAGUUCUCAACAUCAACUCUAUCAACAUCACCAACAAACCCAACAACAUUCAACUCGACGUCAAUCACUUGAUACCAGUCCUUCAUCUGUGGCUCCAUCAAUUGUUUUUCCCACGUCGAUGACUCAAACAUCCAGCAUGCUGGACUUGUUGGAGAACAACUUGAUAACUCAGCAACAUCAAGUCCAACAGCAAGCAGCUAUCCAACAGAAACAAAAACAAACAAGUAGUCCUACAAAUAAUAAUACCAUUGAAGCUUGGAGAUCAAUGCAAGGAAAUCAUCAGUGGUGGAGUCCAGCCAGUAGUGUUCAUCAAGACCAAGAAAUGUCUCCAAUCCCUCAGGUUGGCCAUGUUCAAAACAUGAUUACUGGCUCAUUGAAUCAAGUACAAAGGCUCCAACAAAGUCAACAGUCUGCUUCAUCAGACAUUGAUCAACCCCUUGACUUCUCAGUUGGGUCUCAACAGCAGCAAAGGUUGCACUCACAUGUCAGGACUAUGCACGAAAGGUUGCAAAGCAGAAUGCACGAUAAUAACAACGGAAUUGAGAGUGGACAGAAGAUAGUGCGAGGAAACAGUGGAAGAAGAAGUUAUAGUCCCAGUGAGGCUAGCACCAGCGCCAGUGAAGAUGAGGGAGUUUCUACGGGUGGCAGUCCCUCGGGUCCAUUACGUGGAACAGAAAACGAUUCAUGUGAUACUAUUGCCGACAGAUCCUAUGGAAAAGUGUGGAGAGGUGACAGUGAAGUCACGUGGAGGACUGAACAGCAGCAACAGAAUUUCAAAAGAACAUCACCCUUGAGUGUUUGUGCAAUGACAACGACAACGACUGUUGCUGCUACAACGACUACUAGUACUGGAGUCACAUCACACCCACACCUGUCACCUUUAAUUGCUGUUCCUGUUACUACUCCUGAUCAGAGGACUACCAUCACCUUGCAAGCCAAACAAGGUGUUUCUCCAGUGAGUGACACGCUCGGGAGAAUCGAUAAAGAGCCAGCAUCCCCGGAAUCCGUUCAAGAUGCCGAUUUGCAUGGUGAUGUUGAUGCUCCUGAGCUCAGUGGAGAUGAUAGGAGUAUUGCCAGUGACGUGCAAGAUGCAAAUGAAGCAAUUCUGGAUCAUGACUCGAUGGACUCGGAUCGAGGAGCUCUUAACCUGGUUACUGAUGUCUCACAACGGAAUAGCAGUAGUGGAACGAGUGGGAGUGCAUCUUCGCCAAGUUCUGGAGUGAGCAGUCAAUUAACCGGAAGUCAUGCUGGUAAUACGGGAAACUCACAAGCAGCAUUGGCAGCACAAUUGGUUGGUCAACAACUAUUGAUGCAUGGCUCUCUUGGUGCAUUGAGUUCUCAAGAAAUUCAAGCACUAGCUUCAACGUUUCAGCAACAGCAGCAAUCACUCCAACAACAUCUUCAACAGAUUGCCAUGUUUCAAGCUAACCCUGCAGCAUCGGGUCAACUUCCUACACAGGCGCAGUUCUUUUUGCAAAAUCAGGGGCUGUUGCAGAGCGGCAGUUACCCUCAGAGAUCAAGUUAUACACAUUCACAGUCUAUCCAGGUGCAGCAGGCUGUAGCUCAAGCGGCGCAACAGCUCCAGGCUCUUCAAAAACAGCAGGCUCUUCAGGGAGGUGGUGGUCUCGUGGGAAGAAACGUGACACAGCAAAGGUCACCACCUCCUCCUGGCACACCACCAGCUGUAAAACCACCAUCUACACGACUAGAACCUUCCCCGGAGGAAACGACGGAUCUUGAAGAGCUAGAACAGUUUGCUAAAACUUUUAAACAAAGACGUAUUAAGCUUGGCUUCACUCAAGGUGAUGUUGGACUUGCUAUGGGAAAACUUUAUGGAAACGACUUCUCACAAACUACUAUUUCAAGGUUUGAAGCAUUGAAUCUCUCCUUCAAAAAUAUGUGUAAAUUGAAACCACUUCUCCAAAAAUGGUUAGAAGAUGCAGACAAUUCGUUAAACAAUCCCAACUCCUUAUCAAAUCCAAUGACGACACCGGAAGCUAUUGGAAGACGAAGAAAGAAAAGAACGUCAAUUGAAACUAGUGUUCGUGUUGCAUUAGAAAAAGCAUUUGUACAAAACCCCAAACCGACGUCUGAAGAAAUUACUGUUCUUGCUGAUAGCUUAGCAAUGGAGAAAGAAGUAGUGAGAGUGUGGUUUUGUAAUAGGCGGCAAAAAGAAAAAAGAAUUAACCCACCUACAGCAGCAAUGGGAAGCCCCACAAUGGCAUCUCCAGCACCUUCAGUCUUUGCAUCUCUAGCUAGUUCGAUGUCAGCGAGUCCAUUAGCACUUACGACACAUUCUUCGGGGAUGGGACACUCUCAUUCCCAUGCAACACCUCUAGGAUCACCAUUACCUUUAGCUCUCGUUGCAUCAGCUGGAGGAAAUUAUCAUGCUUUAAGUAGCAAAUCUCACGAGUGACAUCAACCUGCGACCCACCAAGGGGACGCUCUCUUUUAUCACCAAUCUCAUCAUCAUCAUCGGCAAACACAGCAACAACCAAAUCAUCAACUUCAUCAUCAUCAACAUCAACGACUCUCGUGCAAUCUUCCUGAAUUUUAUCAUUAAUCUAACAAUCAUCGAGGAAUGGAAAAUCAACUGAUAGAUUUAUUGAUCACUGUGAUCAAACUUCAUCUAAGUUGUGUUUUACUGAUGCUGAGUUAACUAAUGGACCAUCAAAGUUAACCGAAAGAUGUGAUGAGAUAAUCAAUCAAUGAUUUUACCUACUCGAUAAAUACAUAAAGAUAAAUAGGCAGCUUAAUGAAUUAAGUUUAUUCUUGAAGCGAGAAUUUUAAAAUAAAUCAAAGGCUGUUGUUUUGAUGUCAUAACUUUGCACUUUAAAAGUGUGUAUUAAAUAAACCUAAAAUAUUAGAUAAUAUUUGGCGACAAUAUAAGUGAAGUUUUUCGCCAAUCUUGAAUUCUCUUCAACGAUAAUGGUUGAUGUAUAUAAAUAGAUAAAAGAAAAAACUUUAAUUAGAAUUAAUUAUUACUGUUGUUUGUAUGAAUCAAGGAGGCAAUUCCAAAGAUUCUCAUAAUUAUAAAAAUCGUUGAGUUAAAAACGAAUUAGAAAAGGUUUCAUAUACUUUAUCGAUAUCAAAAAAUUUUUUCGUUAUUUAUUAUUAAUAAAAAAAAUAAUAUGCGUAUCUGAUAACCAUAAAUACUUCAAUGUAAAUUAAUUCCUUUUUAAUUUCCUUUAUUUAUAAUUAUUUAUUAGGAAUUAUUUUUAAACAUUAAAUAUGUUGAAAUUUUUAUUUUUAUAAGAAAAUGCAAUUUACGACUGCCAAUUUGUAGAUUAUAUUUUCUUAAACAGAAUAUUAAUCUUGAAUUCUAAGGGAAAUUGUAAGGAUAUCAGGACGUAUAAGAUUAAAAAAAGCUAGUUUUAUUCAUAAUUUUGGUAUCGAUAGAGAUAAUUGGAAAACGUGCGAUUUAAUAAAUAGUGUAUUCACUUAAAAACUUCAUACAUAUGUAUACAAUCGUACACAAAAAAAUUUAUACAUAAAUGUAUAUAAUUGUAGUAAGUGAAUUAUAAUAUUUUAAGUAUGCAUCGACUGUUUGACUAUAUAUAUAUAUAUAUAACUAUAGAUA